Pieris napi is the source of this 3735-nucleotide messenger RNA. RefSeq names its product TBC1 domain family member 16 (gene TBC1D16). The record is from RefSeq and is a predicted model, not a curated record. NCBI's taxonomy places the organism in Eukaryota, Metazoa, Arthropoda, Insecta, Lepidoptera, Pieridae. Gene Ontology annotation, molecular function: GTPase activator activity. Gene Ontology annotation, biological process: activation of GTPase activity. The transcript is spliced from 7 exons. Bases 231 to 2405 code for a protein of 724 amino acids. Gene Ontology annotation, cellular component: early endosome.
AAGUACAUAUCGGUCGUUUUACAUCAAUUACCUUUAACCUCCUCUUACUUAGUUCUUGCUGUGACGUAGUUAGCGCUACACGAUUCGCGAUCAAUACGUUAUCAUAGCUAUGUGGGUGUUUACAUGCGCGCAGUCCACUGAAUUGUGAAGGAAGUGCUCUGAUGAUAUCGCCGCGUGUGAUAGCACUAAUCUGCAAUACUUAUUCGAUUUAUUCCUGAAAUGUAAACAUCAUGCCGCUACCUGAACUAAUUAAACGAGCAUCAAGUUAUUUUCUUGGCUUGGAGUUUGACGACGAGGACCCACCUGAAUAUGUGGACAACGAAAUCUUAUUCUGCAAGAACAAUGUGUGCGUUCACCCACCGACUAUCGCUAGACAUGAAUUAGAUAUAGUGCAUCAUCCGGGUUAUCUCACAGUGACGACCAAAGUAUUUACAGAUCAGCAUAACAAUGCGAAACGACCUACAUUAUUUCUCAAUUGGAUUCCUAAUUCUACCCUUAGGAAAUGCCCAUCAGCUGUUGAAACGAGCCCGAGUGAGGAGAUCUGUAACAUCAAUAUACCCUCUUAUCCAAAAGAUAUCCCUGUUUCAAAACCUAGAAAGGAGAAAGUAAGAAAAUAUGAUAAUGCCUUCUCUGACUCCUCAGAUACAACGAGCUUGAACUCGAAUUCAGAUAAGCAAAGUAUUAAAUCUUAUGACACAAGGUAUACUCAAAAUGAUACAACGAAAGACGAGUUAAGAAGUGCAAGGCCAACAAUAAAAUCCGCGGAGUCUAUUAAGGAUGAUGUGUACGAAGUAAAAGAUGAGUCUCAAAUUUUCGAAGGCGAUAAACACGUUCGGUCGCAGUCGAUGACUUCAGUUAACAUAACGAUUGCUAAUCCGCAUAUCGAGAACGUUGACUUGACCCCUGACUCGCUCUCGGGUGGCUUCGUGAGGUCAUUGUCGAUGAGUUCAUGUGACGAGGGCAACCCUAAUUGGAUGAGCACUCCAGAAUUUCUGGCCCUGAAACAUAACUUGGUGUUUCCUGACAGCGUGCACAGUUCCCCAGCACCUCAGCGUAGGGCUCCUCUUAAAUGUCGAAGGUUCUCCGUCGAUCUAAGUCAAAUGCGUUCUUUGCGCUUAUUCUUUAAUGAUGAUAACUGCACCUGUGGACAACUUGUGGUAGCUUCAAGGGAGUCUCAAUAUAAAAUUCUACAUUUUCAUCAUGGCGGACUUGACCAUCUGGCUCAAGUACUACACAGAUGGCACUCUUUGCUCCAUAAUAUUAAACUUACGCCAGGCUCCGAAGAACCGAAUCUACCAUACCGUCACUUUAUGGUGUGCCGGCCAGAGGUGCAAAAAUCAGAACAACACCCAGAAGAGGGAAAACUUCCUAAAAUAACCCCAGAAUUAUAUUACGGAAAGAUAAUGAAUAGCAAAGGGGUUAUCGAAGAUGACCUGUUUCUUCGCAAAUGUAUAUUCUUUGGGGGGUUAGACAAAGAGUUGAGGCGGGAAGUCUGGCCCUUCCUUCUUCACUGUUAUCCAUACAACUCUACAUAUGACGAAAGGGAAAUUAUCCUUCAAAUACGCACAAGGGAGUACGAUGAAAUUACAAAGAGACGUCUGGAAAAAAUGACCCCUGAGCAACACGCAAUGUUCUGGAAGUCUGUACAAAGUGUAAUAGAAAAAGACGUUGUAAGAACUGAUAGAGGAAACCCGUUCUUUGCUGGAGAGAAUAACUAUAAUGUAGAGAUAAUGAAGAAUAUAUUAUUAAAUUAUGCAAUAUAUAAUCCGGUUUUAGGUUACACCCAAGGAAUGAGUGAUCUUCUUGCUCCUGUUCUAUGUGAGAUCAAAUGUGAAGCGGAGGCUUUUUGGUGCUUUGUAGGUCUCAUGCAGCGUGCCAUCUUUGUCUGCACCCCAACUGACAACGAUAUGGACAACAACUUGAGCUACUUAAGGGAACUUAUCAGAAUAAUGGUGCCACACUUUUACAAACACCUUGAGAAACAUAUUGACGCCAUGGAACUACUGUUUUGCCAUCGGUGGAUAUUAUUAUGUUUCAAACGCGAAUUCACGGAAGCAGUGGCUCUCCGUAUGUGGGAGGCCUGUUGGGCCAACUACCAGACUGACUACUUCCACUUGUUCCUAUGCCUGGCGAUAGUUGCAGUAUACGCUGAUGACGUCAUAGCACAAGACUUGAACACUGAUGAAAUGCUCUUGCAUUUUAGUUCUUUAGCAAUGUACAUGGACGGGCGUCUAAUACUGCGUAAAGCACGCGGGCUUCUAUACCAAUUCCGCCAACUAGUUCGGAUUCCGUGCACUUUAGCUGGAAUGUGUCAAAGAUGCGGUCCCGGAAUAUGGGACUCUACACAUCGGCCAAGCGUGGAAUGCACCGGCGCACACGAUUUCUGUGAAUAUGCAGUACAAUAGUUUCUUGAAAUGUUUGUAAUGAUUUAUCGAAAUGCUAUAUCGUUGAUUACCCAUGAGCAAUUCUCUUGUAGUUUUGGAACGUUGAUAUUUAAAUUAAUUAAUGUUUUACACGGGUUAUAUUUAAUCCGGAUAUCUGUAAAGUAUACGUAUAAUAGUUAUUGUUUUCAAGACCUAGUACAAAAUUUUAUCAGUAUUAUUAAAUGUUUAUAGAAACAUAGCAUAGAGUUCGUUUUCCAUAUAUUUUGACUCAAGAGAAAUUUAACCGCUAAGUAUUAACAUGUAGCAACACCUACAAUCUUGUGCUACAAAUUACUGCGAUGACUUCAUACCCUGAAACGCGCUAAUGUCAACGAUAUUAUGUCUCCUUCCUCCACAAACACAAUUAUUAAUUAGAACAUUCGGUAAACUGACCAUCAACACGCACUAAAAAAAACCUAAGAAUUGAAGUCAAUUUAAUAAUAUGUAUAAAAUAAUAAUUUUUAUAACCAUAUUUUCCUACAGUUUGUAAGACAAAUGUGACGAUUAUAAUUGUGUAUGUAAAUUACAGCCUGUUGGAAAAUAUUAAGUGACAUAAAAAUAUGUAUGAACAGAUAUUUAAUAGAAAUAAAUUCAAUUGUUUCAUCAUUAUGUAACACCUUUUCUGGCAGCCAUAACUAAAAGUUAGAUUUUGAAAGUUAUUAUUAACUGUUUAGUUUAACAAAUUAGUUUUAUGAUAAUACAAUCAGUGUUUUUUAUUGAACUACAAUAAUUAUGUAUUCUGUGAGUAAAACAAUGGUUGACAAUGAAAGUUUCAUUUAUGGCAACUUUUAAUUGUAGUCCAUGCCUGCUUAUAAGGAAUUGGCGCGAAUUUUAAUUUAUAUAAAAUCAUAUCACACAAGUCAAACAUUGUGUUCUAGUCAUAAUCGUAGGGUGUAUUCACAUUUACGGUAUUUAUUACAUUUUAUAACGUUAUAUUGGUAAAGUUUUAUGUAAAAUUUUGAUGUUAAAUUGCGCGGUACGAAGUUAACGUAACAAGGUACCUGUCUAGAAUUAAAGAAAUAUAACUGUUAAGAGUGGGGUUCUCGUAUUUUAGCAGCGCUAGAACGUCAAAUUAUACAAUGUAGAAGUCGAUAAAUGUUAUUUUUAUCAUAUGCCUAAGGUUUACAUAUCCGUUACCGUACCACCAACUGUACGUUCCGAUUCAAGUCAUAGAGUCUAUAGCGAAUACGGCGAAUACUAUUUGUUACACUGUCAAUAUUAUAAUAGGCGCUAUAUUUGCAAUGACAGCAAUUCUAUCGGUGUUAAAUUAUGAGAAUUGAAACAGUUUAAUUGUAUACAUAGUAAUUAUAUA